Salvia splendens (bonfire salvia) is the source of this 1377-nucleotide messenger RNA. RefSeq lists its product as uncharacterized. The record is from RefSeq and is a predicted model, not a curated record. The coding region runs from base 127 to 1125 and encodes 332 amino acids. NCBI's taxonomy places the organism in Eukaryota, Viridiplantae, Streptophyta, Magnoliopsida, Lamiales, Lamiaceae. The transcript has 7 exons.
GUAUUCUAGGACAUUGAACAGAGUAGCGAAGCUAGAAGAGCAAUAGCCGCUAAUGGGAAGGUUUUCUCUAUAGCAAAGCAACAGUUACUUCUUCUGAGGUUUCAAUCAACUUCUCACCACUCUGAAAUGUCGUCUUUCGCGUUGAAGCUUUCUUCGUUUCUCUUGUCUUCGUCGGCACAAUCUCCUUCUUCUUCUGCUACGACUUCGUAUCUGCCGCUGCCCCCUCCCUUCCGAUUCCCAAGAACACAAUUCAAUUCUAGAGGAAGAAUCACAGUCACCGGAGGCACCGAAAAUAACAAAAACAAUUCUCCUAUUUCCGGCGAUUCCAAACCCCCCAAUGGAACACUGCCUAAGACUAGGAAGGAGAUUCUUCUGGAGUAUGUGCAGAAUGUGCAGCCUGAAUUCAUGGAGUUGUUUGUCAAGAGAGCCCCACAGCAGGUAGUUGAAGCGAUGCGUCAGACAGUGACAAAUAUGAUUGGAACUCUACCUCCACAAUUUUUUUCUGUGACAGUCACCACCGUUGCUGAAAACUUGGCACAGCUGAUGUACAGUGUCUUGAUGACUGGAUAUAUGUUUAGGAAUGCUCAAUACCGGCUGGAAUUGCAACAGAGCUUGGAACAAGUUGCUCUUCCUGAACCACAAGAGAAAAAUGAUGCUUCGGAUUAUGCACCAGGAACACAGAAAAAGGUAUCAGGUGAAGUCAUAAGAUGGAACAAUGUCUCGGGUCCCGAAACAAUUGAUGCAGUGAAAUACAUAGAGCUUCUUGAAGCAGAAAUUGAAGAGCUUAACCGUCAAGUAGGAAGAAAAUCUUUAAAUGGACAGAAUGAACUAUUGGAAUUUUUAAAAACUCUGGAGCCCCAAAAUAUCAAGGAGCUAACAAGUACUGCUGGAGAGGAUGUUGUGCUGGCAAUGAACACAUUCAUAAAACGUUUGUUGGCGGUUUCUGAUCCUAACCAAAUGAAGACUAGCUUAACAGAAACAAGUGCUCCUGAACUUGCAAAGCUACUAUAUUGGCUUAUGGUAGUUGGUUAUAGUGUCCGUAACAUUGAAGUUCGUUUUGACAUGGAUCGGGUACUUGGUACUUCUCCAAAACCUGCAGAGCUCCCCCCAGGUGAAAACAUUUAGAUGAAUUGAAGCUUCAAGCCAUGCUAGAAUCUGCAAUCUGGAGUAACAAAUUUUACCAAUCUUUCAUUAAGGUAGCAUUUAAACUGUCAUUGUUCUCGUUUAGAUAUAUAGAACAAACAGCUCUCUCUUUGGCCUUAAAUAUUGACUAUUUUAUUUGCCUUGAAGAAACACAGAUGCAUUUUGUUAAGGUUUUGUAGCAUUAUGUGAAACUUUCAAUGAAGUUAAGCUUAAUAAUAUAUUCAAAUUAGUUUC